Molecule: messenger RNA, 801 nt
Organism: Acaulospora morrowiae
Lineage: Eukaryota; Fungi; Glomeromycota; Glomeromycetes; Diversisporales; Acaulosporaceae
Source: the annotation of a GenBank genome assembly
AUGAUAGGAUUAGGUAGGCAGUUUCAUGGGUCUACUUGUGCGAAAAAUGCUUCACCUACCAUGGGAAACAUGGCGAUGCGUAUUUUGCUACUCGGAAGUCCGGGCUCUGGAAAAGGAACCCAAUCCUCUCGCUUACAAAAAAACUUUAACCUCGGUGCGAUAUCAAGCGGUGACCUUUUACGACGAAAUAUAGCAAAUGGAACAGAGAUUGGGAAAUUUGCGGCGAAAGAAAUUGAACGAGGAGCAUAUGUCUCGGAUAAUAUUAUGAUCGAACUUAUAACCAAUGAACUUCGAACCAUCAAACGAAAGAAUUGGUUGUUGGAUGGCUUUCCACGAACCAUUAAUCAGGCCAUUGCACUGGAUGAUAAUCUGUCCUUGACUGGUCAACCUUUGAAUUUGGUGAUCAAUUUGCAAGUGCCUGAAGAGGUGAUAUUACAACGGAUCAUGGACCGAUGGGUGCAUGUGCCUUCAGGACGUGUUUACAACUUAAGUUAUAAUCCUCCGAAGAGACCCGGUCUUGACGAUGUUACCGGUGAAAAAUUGUCGAAAAGAACCGACGACAAUGCCGAGAUAUUUAAGAUUCGCCUUCAGAAGCAUCGAGAAUUAACGGAGCCUUUGCUUGAGUACUAUUCCAAACGUAAUAUGUUGGUUACCUUUACGGGAAGUACCAGUGAUGAAAUUUAUCCUAAAAUAGAAGGCGAACUUCUGAGAAGGUUUGGCGUCGAAAAUUUUAAUCAGGGAAGAAGACCUGAGAUCGUUAACGAAGAAGCCAAUAAUAUUCCUUUAAAUGAUGUAAAUUAG